AUGCCCAGCUGGCAUUACAGUCUCACAGCAUGAAGUGCAAAGCUGCUGCCAUCCAGGCCAGGUGUGAGACAGAGGAGCGCAACACCCGCCUUCUGGAGCAACAGGUGGCUUUGCUUAGGGAGUCAAAGAGGGAGGCAGAUCAGAGCCAGUUGACACUGCAGGCAGACCUUCAUUGCUCAAUGACAGAGCUGCAGGAGAUGCACCAGGAGUUUGAGGCAGCCCGGGCUCUGCAGCUGCAGCAGGUCGGCUUCUGCGAUGCUCUGUUAGCGACGGCCACAACAACAAGAGGGGAGGAGGAGGAUGGCACAGGGAUGGAGCAUGCCCGGCUCCUCGACCGAAUCAGAACGCAGUAUGAGCAGAGAAGACUUCCUGGCCUGGGCGAGAGGCACCUCAGCCUGGGCGUCAGCUCAAAUCCACACCCCAGCUUGGUCAGGCCUAGCCGCUCUGGAGCUGGAGCUGGAGCUGGAGCAGCAGCAGCAUCCAGAACACACAGAGGAGUUCUCAGUGAGGAGGAGGCAGCAUGGGCACAGGUGAACCUCAGCGGCGCUGCUCUGAGGGAGGCCCGGGCUGAGCUUGUCGAGGCCAGGAAGCAGUGGCACUCCCUUCAGGUGGAGAUUGAGACCCUGCAUGGCUUGGAGAAAGGCCUGGAGAGCUCCCUGCAGCAGACACAGCAGCUGUACUCCAGCCAGCUACAAGACCUUUCCCAGGUGAUCGCCAGACUGGAGAGUGAGCUUGAGCAGGUGAGGAGUGGGCUAGCCACGCAGCGCCAGCGCCACAGCCAGCUCUUCAACACCAAGAUGAGGCUGGAACGGGAAAUCUCCACUUACCGACAUCUGCUGGAGCGUGAGGAGGGCAGGUAUAUGGGUCAUAAUUGGCAGCCAAUGGGCCUACGAUCCUGGAGGUCUUCCAUGGCAGAGCCGAAGGAAAAUGGGCUGGAGAAUGGUUUUAGUGACCCCACUGUUACUCCGGACGAGCCCAAGUCUGAGCCUUUGCCUGAAAUCCCAUCACUCCUCCCAGCAGAGAACGGGCUAAAGAAAAGCAUACUCCAUAGACAGCGAAGCCUUGUGAUACUCACAGAACCAGAGCAAACUAAAGACUUGCCAAUCUCAACUGUGAAGACUCAAGAGAUCCUUCAGGGCAAUGUGGUGCAAGAGAGUGCGGAGGGUCACGGGACUAUUGAGACGGAGAACAUUGACAAGGUGAUCAAGCAGUGGGAGGGCUCCUUCUUCAGAGGGAAUCCCAAGCUGCGGAAGAAGUCAGUGUCGCUGCGCUUCGACCUGCACAUGGCCGCAGCAGAUGAAGGCUGUGCCCAGACUAAACAGGACAGCCUCCCUGAUGUUGAGGUGCGUCUCAUCAUGAAGAGAUCUCGCAGCAUCCCAAGUAUCACACAGUAACUCUGUCAGUGGUCGGCCAGAGUCAGCGCUGUCAUACAGCUGUGGUAAUACAGGUGAUGCUGAAGUUAUGGGAACAGCAUCUCUGUCAUUGACAUCUAAGAUAUUGCCAUCCAUUAUUAUCAUGCUUAAUAUGAAUUAGCAUUUAUUGAACCAAAUGAUGUUUGAACAUGAGAUUUCUCACAUCAAAUAUUGAUGUAGGCAGGAUAAGCAUCACCCAUCAGGCUUUUGUGCUGAUCUAAAGGGGCCAUUUUUAUAGUGACAGAAAACAUUUCAAAUGAAUCAGAUGUACAUUCAUUACAUUACAGAGGAUAAUAACAGAGGGUAAUAAUUUCAUAUGAUAGCUAAAUAUAUUUCUCUGUCAUCAUUCUAGAUGAAAAAAAUGUUGCUUAACACUGUCAUUAUUUCAGUAUAAGGUCACUGGACAAAAGAGAUGAUAUCAGUAAAAUGACUGCUUAACUAGAGCAUUUACUUCUACAGUAAUUAACACUUGGUACAGGAGGCUGAGUGCACUGGUAGAUGGAGAUAAACGGAGGUUUGGAGUGCUACAACCUGAGAAUGGAUUUUCUUUAACAGACUCUUUGUAAGGGACUGUACAGAAAUUAUUAUGGUUGGAGUGGAGGGAGAAUUUUUUUUGUGUGUGAUUAAACAUUGUCUCUCUAGAGGGCACUUCAUUUCUCACCAUUCAGUAGCAGCUCCCACAUUCACUUUAUUCUGCAUCUUAAAUGAAAGUAGCUGUACAGUAAAGUAAAGUACAUAAUAAUAAUAAUAAUAAUAAUAAUAAUAAUGUAAAUGCGCCAUAUAAAGUGACAACGAGAACUCUUGGUUUAAAAAUAAAAAAUAAUUGUAAUUGUAUAUAAACAUGACAGUUUUUAAUGUGUGAUUUGGUGGCUAGGUAAAAAUUGUUAUUCCAAUGGCAAAUUAAAGUUUAAAGUAGAACACAUAAUCUUAAGGCCUUUGUGCACUUCUAGAUAUAAUGGCAAAAUUAAUUAUAUCAACUGAAUUGUGUAUUACUGGAGACCCUGAGCAAAGGUUGUUUUAGUUUUUUUGAGUCGAGGUAAGGGUCUAAUGAAAAUAUUAAUAACAACUGUAGAUGGCUGUAUUGUUGAUCCCCCUCCCCACCACAGUAAUUUGUGUACAGUCCCUAAAGGCUUGUACCACAGACAUAGAGAGCCCUUAGUCAAACAUCAGCACCGAAAGUUGUCCAGAAUGCUUUGAGUGUCUUUUAUUUUUGCAGUUCAUUCCCUGUGUGGGGAAGAAAAACCUUGCUACUCAACUAAAAAAAAUGCUCACUGUGAUCUUAAUAGCAGUGAGAACCUUAACACUUGCGUCUCAGAGAAUUUAGAUUCCUCUUCUUAACCUGAAGAGGGCGGUAUUUGUAAAUAGUUAACACUGCAGUGUAUCUUCAACGCUCUAUUCGGGUUGUGUAACACAUACAGUACUGUUAUCUGUUACACCUUAGACAAAGUGUUUUUAUGCUAAGCUUUGAGUUGGCACCAAAGAUAUUAAAAAUACUCUAAGAAAGAAAUGGACUGUUGUGUAUUGCAUUUGGGUGCCUCACAAUAUUCAGAGAUAUUACCUAUGCAGCCUUGUGUUUGAUCCUGCUUUGCCUCAUGAAGCACACUGUUAAUUGUGGGAGCUCAGUAACUUCACAAUGAAGCAUUAAGCCUUUUAUCUAAUAUA
Molecule: messenger RNA, 3074 nt
Organism: Monopterus albus (swamp eel)
Lineage: Eukaryota; Metazoa; Chordata; Actinopteri; Synbranchiformes; Synbranchidae
Gene: krt222
Product: keratin 222
Exons: 8
Coding region: 30-1394 (454 amino acids)
Source: RefSeq, a predicted model, not a curated record